GGCGGGAGCAGCGCGGCCGCGGACGGGAUGAGCGGCCCCCAGCCCGGCCACCGGCCGAACGGUUUCAGCAGUGAAGCAUCCUGCAAAAAAAGAGAGGAUUAUUUGGAGUGGCCUGAAUAUUUUAUGGCAGUAGCUUUUCUGUCAGCACAAAGAAGCAAAGAUCCAAGCUCUCAGGUUGGUGCCUGCAUUGUAAAUUCAGAAAACAAGAUCGUUGGAAUUGGCUACAAUGGGAUGCCUAAUGGUUGCAGUGAUGAUGUACUGCCCUGGACAAGAACAGGAGCAAAUAGGCUAGACACAAAAUAUCCUUACGUGUGCCAUGCCGAAUUGAAUGCCAUCAUGAACAAAAACUCAGCUGAUGUGAAAGGCUGCAGCAUGUAUGUUGCCUUAUUUCCGUGUAAUGAAUGUGCAAAGCUCAUCAUCCAGGCAGGCAUAAAGGAAGUUAUUUUCAUGUCCGACAAGUAUCAUGACACUACAGAAAUGACAGCUGCACGGCGGAUGUUUGAUUUGGCAGGUAUUAUAUAUAGGGAAUUCAAGCCAAAGUGUAACAAGAUCAUCAUCGACUUUGAUUCAAUUAACAGCAGACCAAGUCAAAAGCUUCAGUGAAUUAUGUCUCAUUAAAUCUUUAGAAGAGUGUGAUUAUCCUUUUCUAAAAAGCUGCUAAUGCCUUUCAUCUUGAAGUUACUUGCAACUUUUUAAUGGUUUCUGUAGCUAAAGUAGAAUUAUAAGAAAUCCAAGGCAUAAAAAUGUCCCUCUCACUUCAUCUUGUCUUGUGGAAUCUAAAUCUACUUAAAUUUUUUUUAUGCCUUUAUCAAAACUGCUUAAAAAGUGGAGACAAGUAGGUGAAACAAUAUAAGUAAAGAAAACUGUUCUGCUUCUUCCUGUAUUCAUCACCACAUGCUCCGAU
This is a messenger RNA of Cinclus cinclus, 904 nucleotides long. RefSeq names its product dCMP deaminase (gene DCTD). Gene Ontology annotation, molecular function: dCMP deaminase activity; zinc ion binding. Gene Ontology annotation, biological process: dUMP biosynthetic process; dTMP biosynthetic process. Lineage: Eukaryota; Metazoa; Chordata; Aves; Passeriformes; Cinclidae. Gene Ontology annotation, cellular component: cytoplasm. The record is from RefSeq and is a predicted model, not a curated record. The transcript is spliced from 6 exons. The coding region runs from base 28 to 603 and encodes 191 amino acids.